AUGUUUAAGACUACUCAUCUCUCUCCCCUUCUAUCUAUCUAUCUAUCUAUCUAUCUAUCUAUCUAUCUAUCUAUCUACAUAACUUGUUAUGCAUUUCUGUUUGUUCAUUUCUAUGUCGAUAUUUUCGUUUCUGAUUCUGUUCACUUUGCCCUUAAUCAUUUCUAUCUAUCUAUCUAUCUAUCUAUCUAUCUAUCUAUCUAUCUAUCUAUCUAUCUAUCUAUCUAUCGCGCUCUAACUCUAUGUGUCUGUCUUUAUAAACAAUUAAUAUAUUUCAUUAUCUAUCUAUCUAUCUAUCUAUCUAUCUAUCUAUCUAUCUAUCUAUCUAUCUAUCUAAAACAUAAAAUAUACUUUGUGCCCGAUGAGCUGGACAACCAGCAAAACUUACAUUAUGAAUGUAGCAAUGAAGAUGAAGACAAUAGUCCGAACAAUGUAAAUAAUCUAUCUAUCUAUCUAUCUAUCUAUCUAUCUAUCUAUCUUAGACUGGUCAUUAUCUAUCUAUCUAUCUAUCUAUCUAUCUAUCUAUCUAUCUAUCUAUCUAUCUAUCUAUCUAUCUUAGACUGGUCAUUAUCUAUCUAUCUAUCUAUCUAUCUAUCUAUCUAUCUAUCUAUCUAUCUAUCUCAAAACAUGCUAAGAAAGUUUCGACCCCAACCACUUUCCAACAUCUGUCCAAACUUCGAACAAUCUAUCUAUCUAUCUAUCUAUCUAUCUAUCUAUCUAUCUAUCUAUCUAUCUAUCUAUCUAUCUAUCUACAUGAAAACAUGCUAA
Molecule: messenger RNA, 765 nt
Organism: Acanthosepion pharaonis
Lineage: Eukaryota; Metazoa; Mollusca; Cephalopoda; Sepiida; Sepiidae
Source: the annotation of a GenBank genome assembly